Molecule: messenger RNA, 4179 nt
Organism: Pieris napi
Lineage: Eukaryota; Metazoa; Arthropoda; Insecta; Lepidoptera; Pieridae
Gene: bif
Product: vegetative cell wall protein gp1-like
Exons: 7
Coding region: 440-2464 (674 amino acids)
Biological process (GO): neuronal signal transduction; chemotaxis
Cellular component (GO): nuclear membrane; rough endoplasmic reticulum membrane
Molecular function (GO): microtubule binding
Source: RefSeq, a predicted model, not a curated record
AUAAAACUAGUGUCAAAUUAAUUUUCUAUAAUGGUGGUCGUUUACAUAUUUAAGUUGUUUUAUUUAGAAAAUUAGUUUUAUUUAAAGUAUUGGUUAUAUUGUCAAUUAAAUUAAAGUUGAUGGUAUAAGUUUCAUAAGUUCACUAUAGUUGAACUAUUAUUAAUUUACCUAAAAAAUAAGUGAUCGACCGUAACCUAUGGUAUGCAGUUUGCGCAGAAGGGUGACUUCUGAAAACCGGCAACGAAUAGUUGUGUGUUUUUUUGUUUUAUUUGAUUACUGAACAAAACUCCAUAGUGUUCUAAGUUUUGAUGGCGUUUUUGUGAGUGAGUGUGGUGUAUCGAACACUGAAUGUAUCAGUGUUCGAAUUCCUGUCUAUUUUACGCGUGGAAAUCAAUGGAUAUAUUUUAGGAGCAAUUGUAAUCGUGAGCGGCCACCCAAGAUGAUGGUGGAGACCAUCCUCGAGUCCUCACAGGACUUCGGCAUGUCGAAUGGUCCGCUGCCGCAAUGGAAGCGCGAGCUGCUGCAGAGACGCGCGGCGCGCUCUCGGCCGCCUGCGCCACCUGCCACUCCUCCGCCGCAGCCCCCACCUCCUCCACCACCGCCCGAAGAGGACGAAGAGCUUAGUUACGGGCCCGGUAUCGUGAAGCGUCUCAAAUCGCGAUACCUCAGCUUAGCGCUGCGAGAAGCGCCUCGCCGGCGACCCUCCGUCCUACGCAGGGCCGCUUCCCUUGAGCACCUUUUAGAUGAGCGCCCGCCACCUGCUCCGCGUCCUUCUGCGCGUCCCGCCCGACCUGUGUCUCUCGCCGCUCCACCUCCCACCGCGGUCCCGCUCCGCCGCGAUUCCGUUAAGCGCGCGCGUUCCGUGGACGCUCUCAGCCGCCUCGAUGAGCCUCCGCCGCAGGCGCCACCCUCUCCGCUGCCUCGAGCCCCGCGUCCGCCGCGUCGGCCGGCUCCUCUGCUACGCGACACCGAGCGACCCCCACCCGAUGUUGUUCGUUCGACCCUUCGUAAGUUCGAGACGACACCUCCUAGGCGGUCUGCGCCCGCCGCCCGUGUGUCCGCUGUGGUGCGAGGUCUGGAAGCCCCACGUACCUCAACGCCCGAACCACGCGCGCGCUCCCCGAGCCCAGCCGCCGCCGACCUCUCCGCCAUCGAUGAGCCCGAGAGCACCGCACUUUCGAUCGAGACAAAACAGGUGUCGCAAGCGGCGUUGGAUGGAAUCGCACGCGCCGGUUCCACCGUGCGCUACUCGUUCCAAUCACCAAAAUUGGGUUCACACCUGCCGCCACUGGCGACUACGAACCCCGUUCUGCUCAAUCGUGUGCGCCUAUCUGCUUCCCCGCGUAGAGUUGGUGUCAUUAAGCCUAUGCCGGCACCGUGUGCCGAUGUCGCGUCUCCACCACCGGAGCGCACUGCGGAUGUCAUAGAUGAGCUGCCACGCCUCGAGACUCCACCUCCGGAUGCGCCAGAAAGCCCGGUAACGGCCCGGACUGAGCGAAAAGACCCUCCACCAUCCGCCGUCGUCGAACCCAUCCCAAGACCGCCUCCGGAAAAAACUGAAAUGGAACGAGAUCAGAGCGCAUCUCGCGAGCCGUCGCCGGAAGUUGAUCUGAAACUGGAGCCGAUAGUGAAAUUGGAGAGUCCAAAAAUGAGUGAGAAGCCGUUAAUGAACGGUCACGCAACUCCAGAAAGGAGCUUGAAGACCGCAGGUGUGGAGCGUGCAUGGACGGGAGCAGGUCCUGAAGGGGGAGCGGGCCCGCGACGGCUGCGGUCGGCGGUGCCGGCCUCGACGUCCGUGGUCUUCAACUUCUCACAUCGCAAGGAAGUACCCGACUACAUCGAAAAUGAUGGCAUCGUGCUACGAGCUGCCAAGAGGAAUCGCUUUAAGGCGGGUGAGAGUGGUGUAGUCUUACUUAAGGGCGCAGAAGUACCCGCGGAGUCUGAUAGCGACGGUGAGGCAGAGGUUGACGGGGCGCGGUCCCCUUCGCCCUGUAGCGUACGGUUCGUUAACGACAACGUACUUAUCAAUGGACGAUCGUCGAUGCUAGCGCGCACGCCAUUGCAUCGCGAACGAGCUGCUAAGCUAAAGCUCCAAUUCGACGACUCACUGACGCGGACCUUUGAAUACCCCUCCGAGAUUUCACUCUGCGAAGAUGAGCCCUCUCCAGCCGCUCCACCCGCUCCACCCGCUGCCACAUCCGCUCUAGCCACCAAUACUACAAUUGGUGGAGGCAGCGGCGGUCUGUCCAGAUACACGCCUAGUAAGACUGUCGCUGACACAUUCCAGCUGGGACUGUCGAGAACGCACCAAGCCCCGGAGGCUAGCGAUUGUAAAGUGACAAGCAACGGAGCGGAGGCUGAAGCGGAAGCGGAUGCAGAGAGUGGAGACGCGCGUCCCUGUGCCGCUGAUUCCGCUCGCUCUUGGUCUGAAUCGCGCACACACACCACUGAUUUACUCUUCUGAACACAAUUCUGAAGAAAACAUUUUUAACUCUUGACACAUCAUGCGUGCGCUAAAUGUGUAGUAGGUUGGACUAAGGGUAUUCAAAAUCGAGUCUUAGCUGAGUAUAACUUUCGUUAGUCAAGUUUAAGAUUUGACAUACGUGAGUUGUACUUAUCGCCAAUCUAAAUCUUAGCUUGACUAUUACCCUAAGAAUCUUGAAUUAAUCAUACCAACAGCGGACGAUAUCCGAUGUGUCGUAUACGUAGUAAUAAACUUAUUCAAAAAUGUACGCCAAGGUUCAAAUAUCAAAAAAAAUCAGUAAAAAAUAUGUACAAGGCGUGCGUUGGACCGGUGACGAGUCUGUAAUUGUGAUAUGACUUGUCCAAAAUCCGUCAUUAGUGCAUAUACGGUUGUGUGCGCUACAUCGACUAGUUUUAAAAGUGAAUAUUUUGAUAUCAUUGUUAUGAAAAACAUGCCGACUGUGAUACGUGAACCACGAGAGUGGACUCAAUUUGCAAAUCAAAAACUAUUUUUAAAGUAGCAUUUUGUACUCGUUUAUGCCCCUCAAUAUACGGGAAAUUAGUAUAGACUUAUAUCUGAAUUGCUCAAUGUAUCCGUGUAUCAGAUAAACCUCAUUAUUUAAGUAAAGGCAUCGCAUUUAUCAUCAGUCUUUAACACUGCCAUGCAAUGAUUUCCUAUAAGCCAAACAUGGAUAUGUAUUGUGAAAUUGUACAUUGACCGAGUGGAAAUGUGAUUCAUGUCAUUCCUAACCUCAUUCCGGAGAUAAAAUAUUUUGGAAAAUUUUACAAUAUAACGUAGACCUGUAGCAUUUCAAUUGUGUGUGUGCAUUUAUGUGUAUAUAUUCGAUUGGACUAUUCCAUUAUUGUACUCAAAAAGUUUGCUUUUUGAAUAUAUAUAAUCAAUGCAUUUUGUGUGAAUUGUAGGGUUGAGCUCGCUUGUAGCUUAAGUGUGCAAAGUAUUUUUUAUAAGGACUAUGACAAAGUCGUAUCCCUAAUCAAAGAAGUAUCUUUAAUUUUUCUUCGGACUGUUUGUAGAAUAAUCAUUCCUUUAUUUUGCUUGUAUUACUUUGUGAUAAUUUGCAUUUUGUAUAAAGUAUGUUAUGUUCAAGUUGUCUAAAAUACAAAUAAAUGUAAUGAAAUUGAAAACAAUGUUUAAAUGUCUUAUGGAAUGUGUAGAUUUAGAAAACUGUUUAUUAAGAAUGGUUUUGCAUCGUGUAGAUGUCGCUUUAGUUGAUAGUAAAUACUUAAGCAUAGAGAAUAGACUGAAAGACUGGCUGUCAAAUAAAUAAAAAUAAAACGAAAGUUGAAAACAAAUCUGUUUUCUUGAAAUCUUAUAAGAAUAAUUGUGGUCUUUUCUCUAUGGCUAAGAACUAUUCAGGAAUGAGCUGACGACACGCUCUGAGAGUGUCAUAUUGUCUCUGUCCUACUCCCACGGGUGGGACGUACUUGCCAAUGCCUAGUUGUAUCUUAUGCUUAUAUGAUAUAUAAUAACAAUGCAUUUAGUGAUAGCUUAGUUUUAUUUGGGUUCGCAACGGUCGUUUCUGUACGUGAAAGAAUCUAUUGUUGAAUGCUGGAAGCAAGAAAGUUAAAGCCAAAAGGAAACGCGUUUUAGAGACGGAUUAACUCGUAACGCUUUAGUUAAGUUUGACUGUGCUCUAGUAUUUAAGGCUACAUGUACUGAUGCUAAACGGCAAUAAAAUCAAUUGUAUACAAAAA